Messenger RNA from Neurospora tetrasperma FGSC 2508, 540 nucleotides. RefSeq lists its product as uncharacterized. Bases 1 to 429 code for a protein of 142 amino acids. The transcript has 2 exons. NCBI's taxonomy places the organism in Eukaryota, Fungi, Ascomycota, Sordariomycetes, Sordariales, Sordariaceae. The record is from RefSeq and is a predicted model, not a curated record.
AUGUCAUGGGAAGAACGGUAUAGUGUCUGCGCACGAUCAAAGGAUUCGCUACCAAGCCGUGAGCGCAUUCUCCGAAACAUCAAUAGCCUGAGUCGCCCGAACCGCGAAGGCUUCACAUAUACCAUUCACAAGAUGCAGUACUACUCCGCUCUCGAACCUCUGUUUCCCCUACGGGACGACCCCUUGAAUUUGCAUCUAGAGGUGGUGAUGGAGGUGUAUUUUGAGAUAAUCUACAAUGCCUUACCAAAGGUGCAGAGCCGUACAGUUCUUCGGGGUCAUGAACAUACUGCCAAGACGUUCGUUAAGGAGACCUUCAAGCUGAAAACGUGGAAGGAGUUGCGGGCCAACAAUGAGAAGGCAAAAGCUCCACAGAACCAAGGCCUAGAACUACUUGUCUGGGCUAGAAACGCCUCUAGCCCAGACGAGUAGAGCUGGUCACCGCUUCUACUCUGCUUCUCGAAGCCAAGAACACCACAACAAAAGAUCGCCAACACAACCGAGAAACAGUUGCAGGUUGAAUAGGAAAUUCUGAUCGCCUUC